This is a messenger RNA of Vanrija pseudolonga, 393 nucleotides long. RefSeq lists its product as uncharacterized. The record is from RefSeq and is a predicted model, not a curated record. Lineage: Eukaryota; Fungi; Basidiomycota; Tremellomycetes; Trichosporonales; Trichosporonaceae. The transcript has a single exon. The coding region runs from base 1 to 393 and encodes 130 amino acids.
AUGUUCAAGUCGUUCGCCCCCCUUGCCCUCAUUGCCCUCGUGGCCUCGUCGGCCAUCGCCUCGCCCGUCGAGAUCGAGGACCGCUCGCUCGAUGCCCGUGACGGCCAGGCCUUCCUCUCGUACUGCACCAAGUCGCGCGGCAACUUCAACGCCGGUGCGCUCUCGACCACCGUCGACCAGUUCUGCGGCACUGUCCGCGCCUGGGACGUCCGCGGCUCCAAGGACGUCGACGACGGCUUCAAGCUCACGUACCGCGACGAGCAGGGCGGCGGACCCGACGAGUACUGCGCCACCGCGUACCACUGGAUCGUGGACAACUGCGCGUCGCAGGGCAAGGGCGGCUUCUACGGCGUCAACGCCAUCUCGUACAAGCUCACCCGCGGCAGCCCUUAA